Molecule: messenger RNA, 1315 nt
Organism: Dermatophagoides farinae (American house dust mite)
Lineage: Eukaryota; Metazoa; Arthropoda; Arachnida; Sarcoptiformes; Pyroglyphidae
Gene: Sil1
Product: Sil1 nucleotide exchange factor
Cellular component (GO): endoplasmic reticulum
Molecular function (GO): adenyl-nucleotide exchange factor activity
Source: RefSeq, a predicted model, not a curated record
UUUUGUGGAAAAGAUGCAUUCCAUCAUUUUCAUUAUUAUUACUGAUUUAUGUUUAUUUUGUUUUUCAUUCUAUCCACACGUUUAUGGCUCCCAGAAUCAAUCAUCAUCAUUAAUUAAAAUCAAUGAAAAUGUUUCUGAAAUUGUGGAAAAUCAAAACGUUUCAUCAUCAUCGGAUAAACCGCCGAUAAAAUUGUUCCAUGCAACAAAUGAAUGGCGCGAAAUUGGUGAUGAAAUUCUGCCCAAAGGACUACAUGUUCGUAUAAAUUUGGAAACCGGUCGAAAAGAGGCUAAAAUUUUAGAUGAUAACAAUGCCGAUGAAGUGGACAUAAAUUCACAGAUAACAACCAAAUAUCAGAUUGCAACAAAAUCUUCAAAAGAAAAGAUUAAAUUAAUGACCAAUGAUGAAGAUCGAUUCCUAAGAGAUAUUAACAAAUUACAGAUUGAGAAGAAACAAAAUUCUGAUGGAAAAACAAUUAAAUUCAAGACUGUAAGAAAUAUCAGCGCUGAAAGUAUCGAAUCUGAAAGUGAAAUUCUCAAAUCUUUAUUGACACGAUACAAUCAAACGACGAAUUUGGAUGAAAAAAUAUCCCUGUUAAUCGACAUUGAAUAUUUGGUGCAUACAAUCAAUGUGGCUAAAGAUUUUUAUGAUGCCAAUGGUUUCAUCAUUUUGAUGAAAGAUUUAAAUCGGACAGAUUUUAAUCAAUUAAAGAUUGAAAUUCUUGCCGUUUUCGGUGCAGCCAUACAGGGUAACAUGUAUGUGAAGAUGGCGUUGUCAAAACAACAAGAAUUUCUUACGAAUAUAAUCUCAUUUUUAGAAAAUGUCGACAAUUUAGAUGUGGCUAGAAAAUGUUUUUUCGUUAUAUCCACAUAUCUACGUAAUUUUCCAUCCGAACAGAGCAAAUUUUUCCACAAAAAUGAUGGCAAACAAUUAUUGAAAAAAUUAUUCAACAUUGAUCAACGUAUUGCUGUUAAAAUAUCGGCAUUUCUUUGCGAUUUAAGUGAAGAAAUUGAAAAUCCAAAUCCGAAAGAAUCAGCUUUUUAUGAAACCAUCAAAUAUGACGAUUAUAUUGAUUCACAGAUUUGUCAUGAUAUUGUUCAUCUUUUGGCCGAUGAUGCUUUGAUAGAAAAAUCAGAUGUUAUUUUACUUCUCGAAUCGAUUCAAGGUUUGAUUCCACGAUGUCGAAAUGAAUUCAAUUCAUAUGAUAGAAAUUCUUUCUUGAAAAUUUUAGAUAAAUCAAAUUUUUCCAACAAUGAAUUCAUUAUUGAAACAAUGGAAAAUUUAUUGAAAUCAUUAACAUUAAAAGAUGAAUUAUGA